AUGGCCUUCAAUUUCGAUUUACCUGCUUGCAAGGGUAAAGGGGUGCUGACUAAGCAUGCAGAAAUUGAGCUCGUGACACACCUCGAAUUUUGUACAAGCCAAAUGUCCUUCCUCUAUGUCCUACGACGUCCAACUUGCCUGAGGGCAUCAUGUAGAACAUAUGCGAGUAGCAGCUCGCCAGGAAAAGCUGCAGUCAAGCCGGCAGCUGCCAAAAAACCAUCCCCAGCUUCUAUCGGCCCGUCUGCGUGUCCGGAGGACACGGUAUUGACAGGGCUUAACUAUCUCAAGGGACAACCGACGGUGCUCGCGUUGCCGGACAAGGACUACCCCAAAUGGUUAUGGACAGUGUUACAGCCCAAGGUGUAUGAGGACGACGGACCUGGAGGGAAGUUGGAACGCGUGAAGCGGAGGGCAGCGAAUCGGCAGGCUAUAAAGGAUAGGAAUUUUAUGCUGACCCAAUAG
Laccaria bicolor S238N-H82 is the source of this 462-nucleotide messenger RNA. RefSeq lists its product as uncharacterized. Gene Ontology annotation, cellular component: mitochondrial large ribosomal subunit. The record is from RefSeq and is a predicted model, not a curated record. Bases 1 to 462 code for a protein of 153 amino acids. The transcript is spliced from 2 exons. Gene Ontology annotation, molecular function: structural constituent of ribosome. Lineage: Eukaryota; Fungi; Basidiomycota; Agaricomycetes; Agaricales; Hydnangiaceae.